CUGCCAUAACUUUAAAAAACAGAAAAAAGAAAAAAAGGAAGCAAGAAGGAGAAGAAGCUAUUGUACUUGUAGUGAAGAUGGCAAAGCGUUUGAUUCCUUCACUGAAUCGCAUUUUGGUUGAGAAAAUAAUUCCUCCUUCUAAAACCAACUCUGGAAUUCUCCUUCCUGAGAAAACCCCUAAGCUGAACUCUGGAAAAGUUGUUGCGGUGGGUCCUGGAGCUCAUGAUAAAGACGGAAAGCUUAUUCCUCUUGCUGUAAAGGAAGGAGACACUGUUCUUUUGCCUGAAUACGGAGGCACUGAAGUGAAACUUGGUGAAAAAGAGUAUCAUCUGUACCGAGAUGAAGAUAUCCUGGGAACUCUUCAUGACUGAUACUUAAACAUGAGAGGCUUCUACUAUAGAAAGUGGUUGGAAAUUAAUCUAGUUAGAUACUCUUCUGAUGCAGCAUUCCUGUUUACAUUUUGGUUACUGUUGGUUUGCCAGCAUGCCAAUUGAGACUUCUAUAAACUUUAUGUGUCUUUGGUAUUCUCAAGGGAAUGAUGUUGGAAAUUAAUUUACUUCCCAUAAUCCAAAACAUAAAAGUUUCUUAUCCUUUCA
Messenger RNA from Ricinus communis (castor bean), 596 nucleotides. Its product is annotated as 10 kDa chaperonin, mitochondrial-like. The record is from RefSeq and is a predicted model, not a curated record. The transcript is spliced from 3 exons. The coding region runs from base 78 to 371 and encodes 97 amino acids. NCBI's taxonomy places the organism in Eukaryota, Viridiplantae, Streptophyta, Magnoliopsida, Malpighiales, Euphorbiaceae. Gene Ontology annotation, cellular component: mitochondrial matrix. Gene Ontology annotation, molecular function: metal ion binding; protein-folding chaperone binding; protein folding chaperone.